This is a messenger RNA of Eriocheir sinensis (Chinese mitten crab), 381 nucleotides long. RefSeq names its product Krueppel-like factor 13. The coding region runs from base 1 to 381 and encodes 126 amino acids. NCBI's taxonomy places the organism in Eukaryota, Metazoa, Arthropoda, Malacostraca, Decapoda, Varunidae. The transcript is spliced from 2 exons. The record is from RefSeq and is a predicted model, not a curated record.
AUGCCUGCUAAUGACCCCAGUGAGCCCCAUCAGCAGAAGCGCACGCGUAGUGAGGAAUCCCUUGGGGACACUCCUCCUGCUAAAGUGCCUUCUCCAGCGCCUGCUUUUAGGUCGCUGAAAGAAUCCCGGGUGCCGACUGCAGCCGCCACCCCUGCACUAAUGGCACCGGCUGACCCUCAGCCGGUGACCGCUGCUGCUCAAGGCCACGGUGCGGUCCUGCCGGCGCCCGUGACCUCCGCCUCCGAAAAGUCUGUGCCGGAGGUUCCACCCGUGUCCCCCUCCCUUGCCGCUUCGUCGGAGUGGCGGAAUGUUGUGGGGGGCAGGGUGAGGAAGCCACCGGCAGAAGCAGGAGUACACCAAGCAUUCGGCAAGGCCUCCUGA